CAACUACCUCCUACUCUUAUCACCUAACUUGGAAAACAUAGAUCACUUAGACGCAUCCAAAAAUGUCCACUCUCAUCGCUACUAAGCGUGUUGACUUGUUGGCGCCUUACAUGGCCCUUCCCCAGGGUACUCGAGUCCAAGCCGAGUACAUCUGGAUCGAUGGCGAUGGUGGUCUCCGAUGCAAGACCAUGACUCUUGAGGCUCCUCCUGCUUCUGUCGCCGACCUGAAAGAAUGGAACUUUGACGGUUCUUCAACCAACCAAGCUCCAGGGGACAACUCUGAUGUUUUCCUCCGCCCCGUUGCCAUGUUCAAAGAUCCAUUCCGUGGCGGUGAAAACAUCCUCGUCCUUUGUGAAUGUUACGAUAACGAUGGUACUCCCAACAAGUCCAACUAUCGUGCUCACUGCAAAAAAGUCAUGGACGCCGCUGCUUCUGAGGAACCGUGGUUUGGUCUCGAACAAGAAUACACCUUGUUCGAUGCCGAUGGUCAAGUUUACGGUUGGCCCAAGAUGGGUUUCCCAGGUCCUCAAGGUCCUUACUACUGUGGCGUAGGUGCCGGUAAAGUGUUCGCUCGUGAUUUCAUCGAAGCUCAUUACCGUGCUUGUCUCUACGCCGGUGUCAAAAUCUCCGGUAUCAACGCAGAAGUCAUGCCUGCUCAAUGGGAAUUCCAAGUCGGUCCUUGUGAAGGUAUCGAUAUGGGUGAUCAUCUUUGGAUGGCACGUUUCCUCCUCCUUCGUAUCGGUGAAGAAUGGGGUAUCAAACCUUCCCUCCACCCUAAACCUCUCCAAGGCGAUUGGAACGGUGCGGGUUGUCACUCCAAUUUCUCCACCAAGGACAUCCGUACUCCUGGAAAGGGAAUGGCUGCUAUCGAUGAUGCCAUCGCGAAGCUCAGCAAGAAACACCUCGAACACAUCGCAGUUUAUGGCGAGGACAACGAAUUGCGUUUGACCGGUAAACAUGAGACUGCAUCCAUCACCAAAUUCUCGGCUGGCGUCGCCCACCGUGGUGCUUCUAUUCGUAUCCCGCGUCACGUCGCCGCCCAGGGCUAUGGAUACAUAGAGGACCGUCGUCCCGCCUCCAACGUAGACCCUUACCGUGUCACCGCCAUCAUCGUUGAGACCACCCUCCUCAACUAGAGUGCUAGGCUCCGGUCAAAUGAUCCCCUCCAUAAUUGUCAUUGUUCCUUGUUCAAACACCGCACUGCGAAUAUUCCCGUAGAUCUAUGUUAGGAAAUGAGAUGAAUGGCGUGACUCUCC
This is a messenger RNA of Tremella mesenterica DSM 1558, 1256 nucleotides long. RefSeq lists its product as uncharacterized. Gene Ontology annotation, cellular component: cytoplasm. The record is from RefSeq and is a predicted model, not a curated record. Gene Ontology annotation, molecular function: glutamine synthetase activity. The transcript is spliced from 8 exons. Bases 63 to 1136 code for a protein of 357 amino acids. NCBI's taxonomy places the organism in Eukaryota, Fungi, Basidiomycota, Tremellomycetes, Tremellales, Tremellaceae.